Sapajus apella (tufted capuchin) is the source of this 1820-nucleotide messenger RNA. Its product is annotated as E3 ubiquitin-protein ligase ARIH2-like. NCBI's taxonomy places the organism in Eukaryota, Metazoa, Chordata, Mammalia, Primates, Cebidae. Gene Ontology annotation, cellular component: ubiquitin ligase complex; cytoplasm. Gene Ontology annotation, biological process: protein polyubiquitination; ubiquitin-dependent protein catabolic process; positive regulation of proteasomal ubiquitin-dependent protein catabolic process. Gene Ontology annotation, molecular function: ubiquitin protein ligase activity; zinc ion binding; ubiquitin conjugating enzyme binding. The record is from RefSeq and is a predicted model, not a curated record.
UCCUAAGAUGUCUGUGGACAUGAAUAGCCAAGGGUCUGAUAGCAAUGAAGAGGACUAUGACCCAAAUUGUGAGGAAGAGGAAGAAGAGGACGAAGUCCCUGGGGACAUAGAGGACUAUUACGUGGGAGUGGCCUUUGGGGUCCCCCCCUGGGAACACCAGGGGGCUGAUGCCUUUGAUCCCGAGGAGUACCAGUUCACUUGCUUGACCUACAAGGAAUCUGAGGGUGCCCUCAAUGAGCACAUGACCAGCUUAGCCUCUGUUCUAAAGGUAUCUCAUUCAGUUCCUAAACUUAUAUUAGUUAAUUUCCACUGGCAAGUUUCAGAGAUAUUGGACAGAUACAAGUCCAAUUCUGCUCAACUGCUCAUUGAGGCUCGAGUUCAGCCUAAUCCAUCAAAACAAGUUUCCACAUCCCAUCCCCCUCACCACUGUGCAGUGUGUAUGCAGUUUGUGCGAAAGGAAAACCUACUCUCUCUGGCCUGUCAGCACCAGUGUUGCCGAAGUUGCUGGGAACAGCACUGCUCAGUUCUUGUCAAGGAUGGCGUGGGCAUGGGAGUCUCUUGUAUGGCUCAGGACUGUCUGCUCCGUACACCAGAGGACUUUGUGUUUCCAUUGCUUCCCAAUGAAGAAUUGAGAGAGGAAUACAGGCGCUACCUCUUCAGGGACUAUGUGGAGAGCCAUUACCAGCUCCAGCUGUGCCCUGGUGCGGACUGCCCCCUGGUUAUUCCGGUACAGGAGCCUAGAGCUCGCCAAGUACAGUGCAAUCGGUGCAAUGAAGUCUUCUGUUUCAAGUGUCAUCAGAUGUAUCAUGCACCCACAGACUGCGCCACUAUCCAGAAAUGGCUCACAAAGUGUGCAGAUGACUCUGAAACAGCCAACUACAUUAGUGCUCACACUAAAGACUGUCCCAAGUGCAACAUCUGCAUUGAGAAGAAUGGAGGCUGCAAUCAUAUGCAAUGCUCCAAAUGUAAACACGACUUCUGCUGGCUGUGUCUAGGAGAUUGGAAGACUCAUGGCAGUGAAUACUAUGAAUGCAGUCAUUACAAGGAGAAUCCUGACAUUGUGAACCAGAGCCAACAAGCCCAGGCAAGGGAAGCCCUCAAGAAGUACUUAUACUACUUUGAGAGAUGGGAAAACCACAACAAAAGCUUGCAGCUAGAGGCACAGACAUACCAGCGGAUUCACGAGAAGAUUCAGGAGAGUGUCCUGAACAAUCUGGGAACAUGGAUCGACUGGCAAUACCUACAGAAUGCUGCCAAGCUCUUGGCCAAGUGUCGAUACACCCUGCAAUACACCUACCCAUAUACAUAUUACAUGCAGUCUGGACCCAGGAAGAAGCUGUUUGAAUACCAGCAGGCUCAGCUGGAGGCUGAGAUUGAAAACCUCUCAUGGAAAGUGGUGUGCUAUGACAGAGGGGACUUGGAGAACCAGAUGCAUAUAGCGGAGCAGCGGAGGAGAACCCUGCUGAAGGAUUUCCAUGACACCUAAGUUGGGAUGUGGAUGUGCUGGGGUGAGGAAGCUGCAAGGUCUCCCAGCUGCUGUACUGCAUGCCGCAGGCUCUGCAUUUCAUGACCCCAGGCGACAGCCAGGGCUCCACUCCUGAGAGACACUGGCAACACCUCUUAGUUUAUUUCUGUUUUUUUCUCUUUUCACUUUUUGUUUCUACCAGGGUAGAGGCCAUGUUGAACUGGCCUCUUUUCAGGACUUUUAUUUCCCCCUGGAUGGUUGUUGGGAGGGAGGGAAAGUGUUUUCUGAAUGGCUAUUAUUAGUAUUAGAUCAUUACGACUUAUGUAACUUUCAAAGGUUGUACAAUUAUACAAAG